AUGGAGACGUAUGGUUCACCAUGUUUACUACAAACUUACGAUACAAAUCGUUUGAUUAUCUCAGAUAUUCCAAAAUUUUUAAUUAUUGAUCAACCAGUCGACUUCACUAUCGAUGUAUCAAAAGCUGGAAAAGGCGAAAUUGAAGUUGCUAUUAAUAAUGGUCAAGUUAAAAAUCACGUAAAACCAUUAGGAAAGUCAAAAUUUCAUUUUACAUUUAUUCCCAAAUUAAACGAACCUCAUAGUAUUUCGAUUACAUUUAAUGGACAUCAAGUAGUGGGAUUUCCAAAACAAUGUUCAAUAAUUACAUCUGAUAACGUAAAAUUUCGUGGUCCUAGUCUUCGUCCAGUCUUACUAGGUCUUGAGACUUGGUUUACAAUUGAUAUCACCUAUAGUGAUUUAUCGGAUUUACAUGUGACUAUAUUUACGCCGAGUAAUGAUAAAUUAAAUCCAUCAACACUCCUCACUUCCGAUGGACUUCGAGUAGAUUGGACACCAAUGGAAAUAGGAAUUUAUAGGAUUCAUUUGACGUUAUUCGGUUUUUCACUUCCAGGAAGUCCAUUAACUAUGAAAUGUUAUGAUCCGAAAAAAGUAAUUAUUAAACCACCCCUUCGGGAUAGUAUGAUUCGAAUACCCACAAGAUUUAUCAUUGAUGCAUCUAAAGCUGGCGAAGGUGAUCUUGCAAUUAGUGUCAAUCAUUCUGGUCGUAAUAUACCUAAUGAAAUUAAUCCUAUUGGCAAUGGCCGUCUCGAAAUUCAAUUUACUCCACAAAAAGCCGUCACACAUUAUUGUAACAUUCUAUUCAAUCAUGAACAUGUGCCAGGAAGUCCACUGGCAGUAAAUGUGAUGGAAACACAGCGUGUUAUUGCAAUUGGCAAGGGUCUCGGUGCAGUUCCAAUUAAUAUUCCAACGUCAUUUACUGUCCACACGCCUAAUGAUAGUACUGGGCAAUUGAAAUGCUUGAUUAAAGGUGGAGUAAAUGAUAUUUUUUGUUACGAUCUGAAAGAUGUCAAAAAUUUUGCAGGAUCCGAUGAUCGUCUAAUUUCAUGUCUUAUAACAAAAAUUGAUCUAAAUCGAUAUGAAGUUACGUAUACAACUGAUCGUGUUGGCGAAUUUUAUAUUGAAAUCUUUUAUGAUAAUAUUCAAAUCGAUAGUAGUCCGUUCUUAGUUCGAUCGUUUGAUGCAAAUCAAAUUAAAAUUCUUCAUUUUCCAUCAUCUGCUAUUGCCGGUUCAUCAACUUCUUUUAUUAUCGAUGCAACGGAUUCUGGUGCUGGGAGUCUUGAAAUAGCUAUAUCGAGAAAUGGAAAAAACAUUCCGAAUUAUGUACAAAAUGAAGGCACUGCUCGUUUUCGGAUUAAAUUUAUUCCCGAUCAACCAUGUAUACAUCAAGUUCAAAUUAAAUUUAAUGGAACUGAUAUUCAUGGAUCUCCUUAUCUAUGUAAUGUAAUUUCAAGUGAAUUUAUAUUUGAAAAUUAUGAAUAUGCUCCCAUUCAUAAACGAACAUCAUUUUCAAUUAAACCAAAAUCAAAUUUUAAUUCAAAUAUUUAUUUCGAUAUAAAAAAUUCAGCCGGCAAUGAUAUAAAAGGAAAACUUGAAAAAAUCUCCAUGAAUUCGUUUGCGAUUGAUUUUAUACCAAACGAGAUCGGCGAUCAUGAGAUAAGAUUUUAUAACGAUGAAGAUAAAAAAUUCAUUAUGACGAAAUUUAUCUGUCAAGUUUAUGAUCCAAGUAAAAUACGCGUCAGCGAUUUACCAUUGGCAAUUGCUCGUCAACCGUAUAAAUUUACACUUCAUACGGCGGACGCUGGUCAUGGCGUUUUAUCUGUUAAAAUAAAGCAGAACGGAGACAAACUAUCACAUGAGCUAACACAAAUUUCUACGUAUAUUUAUCAAAUUUCGUUUACGCCAGAAACUGAAGAUGAAUGCAUUGUACAGAUAUCAUUUAACGGAGAAAAUAAUUUUCGAACACUGGUCAUACCAGUACGGAACGAUUGUGAGCAAGUUCAUGUUUCAUCGAUUCCUUCAGGUGUUAUUGACCGACCAGUUACUUUCACUAUCGAUGGUGCUGACUCCGAUCUUGUUUCCAUACUUGUCACUGAAUCGCAAUCGAAUCGAGUUGUGUCACAUACAAUGACGCCGAUAUCAAAUGAUAAAAAUAAUUAUGAAAUAUCAUUUAUACCAACUGCAGCUCGUCAACAUAUUGUAUCGAUAUCCUACGAUGGAAAACUCCUAUCAACACAUCAUGUUGAUGUGUGUAAUGUAAAUAAAAUUCAUGUUAGUUCUAUUCGUGAUGGUAUUGUUGGUGCAUCAUCGAUAUUUUCCGUUGACACGCAAGGUGCUGGCGAAGGCCAUUUAGAAGUUACAAUUAGUAAUGGACAACGAACAUUGCCUGCUGAAUUAAAAAGUAUUCAAGCCAGAAAAUUCGAUAUCGCUUUUGUCCCUGAAAUGAGUGGCAUACAUUCGAUUGAUCUUGCAUUUAAUGGCGUAUCUAUAGAAGGAAGUCCAUUUACGAUUAAUGUCGCUGAUCCGCUAACAAGCGAUAAUAGUGCUUCUGAAGUCGACGACAACGACGACGACGAUGAUGAUGAUGAUUAUGAAUUUUUAAUUGGUGGAGAAUUACAAGGUACAAAAGUUGGCGAAGUUGCUUGGGUUAUUUGUGAAACAUCAAUUACAGAUAUAUACGAAGAUUUUAAUAUAUACGUAACAGAUCCACAUAAAGUUAUAGUAAAACAUUCACGUAUACAAGAUUCAUUUGGGCGAUGGCGUAUUGAAUAUGAACCGACUGAAGAGGGAAUCUAUCAAAUACAAAUCGAUAGUAAUAAAUCACCCAUAAAUCUUGCCGUUAUGGAUGUAUUACCGGCUGACUAUGAACGCACUGUUUUCGGUGAACGUAUUGUUUAUCCGAAUAGCCUAAAUUUUAUUUCGAUUGUGUCCAAUAAUGAGAAUAUAAAAGUUCAACUACGAUCUUCAAAUAAUAUUGAAGUUCCAAUUGAAAUUGAACGGCAUGGAUUAGAAUGGAAAAUUUCUUAUUCAUUAACUGCGAUUGGCACUUAUCAAUUGACUAUUAUAGAUGAGGAUGAUCAACAAUUAUAUGAUUUAUUUUGUAUUACUGAAACAAUUGAUUUAUUUCGGAAUGGUGGAAUCGAAGAUAUCACAAAAAUAAUUAUUGACCAUAAGAAAGUUUUUGCCGAUGAUGUUAAUGUUAUUGUCAAAGAUCCAUUAGCUCAUACGAUACCUGCUGCAUUCUAUCGCAAUUCAAAUAGAGAUCUUGUUAUUGAAUAUAUACCAGUGCGAGCAGAUAUUCAUGAAGUAUUUAUUCGUACGCAAAAUAAAGUCCUUGAUGUCUGUCCGAUACGUAUAAUGGCGUUCACGGCUCAACAACCCUACGAUCCUGUACCUCGUGUACAAAUAAAAGAAAUUCUUGAACAUACUUUUGAAGGUGUUAUUGAUGAAAAUAAUAAAUUAGAAAUAUGUGUUACCGAUCCAUUUGAAAGACCAAUACCAUUUCAACGUUCGAAAAAUGAACACGGCGAAUUGACUCUAUCGUUAUCGCCUGUUCGAAUAGGAACUCAUUGGAUUUGUAUGUCAAACGAUGAUAAUGAUUCUUUUGCUGUGCUACCAAUAUUUGCUUUCGAUGACGAUUAUGUUCCAUUAUCACCACUUGAUACACCUUCGCCCAACGAUAGAACGCUACGAGAUGAAAAUAAUACGAAUAAUAAUAAUAAUUCGAAUAGUGUAUCAGACUUAUUUUCUCCAGUUAAAGAAUUAACCACAAUAAGUGAAAUAUCAGAAUUUCAAUCAUCUCGAUUAUCAUCGAUUUCACCUGCACGUUUAACAUCGUCAAUAAAGGAAGCUGUAACAAAUACUGCCCCUCCGGAUGCUCACGAAUCUUCUAGCACGCCUACAUGUAAUGAUAGAUCAAGUCCUCAAGUACAAAUACUUGAUAUAAAUGAUCUCAUCGAUCCAUGUGUUCGUACUAUAUCGAGGUUUACUUUCAAAGAUCCAAAUAAUAAAUUCAAUAUUGCUAUUUAUGAUGCCAAUCGAGAUGAAAUUGCUUAUCAUGCAGAACAUCUUUCUGAUGGACGAAAACGUAUUUCCUACCAGCCCACUAUUGUUGGACAUGUCGAAAUUCAUAUUUUAGAAGACAAUGAACUCAUUACUGAUAAUCCAUUGAUUGUCUAUGCAUUCGAUCCAUCUGCUGUACACUUAAUUAAUUUUCCUAAGAAAAUACAAAUCAAUACAACGCACGAAUUUCAUAUUGAUCCAACACAAGCUGGAAAGGGAACAUUAAAAAUUAUGAUAAAAGGUUUUGUGACUUUCGCCUUAUUUUCAUUACAUUUUCAACUUUUAUUUGCAGAUCCAAACAAUCAGCAUGUUCCUAUUCACGUUGAAAAACAAUCAAGCUGCUAUAUUACUGUUCAAUUUAAACCCACUAUUGCCGGUCCGCAUACCGUUUCAAUAUUAUUCAAUCGAAUCCCUAUAUCGCGAACACCAUCUCAAAUAAUUGUUGAAAACGUUGAACAAAUUCAAAUAGUUCGAUUGCCUGAAUUAGAAGAACGUGGACGUUCAAUCUAUUCUAAACAUGAAUUAUUUCUACUUGCUCAACAACAAGAAAGGCCUCACGCAUUGCCUUCACAAGUAUUCCGCACUUUGCUAUCGAAAUCAAACGAAGUGCUCUCUCGGAAAAAAGAUUCAUCGGCCACUAAACAUCAUGGAAAUGAACAAAUUAUAAGAUCAGAAGAAACACAUCAAACAAAAAUACAAUCUAUACCAUUGAAUGAAACAGAAAUUCAACGAUUGCAAUCAUUAAAAGAAAAAUUCGACCGUGGACAACCCAUCGAUAUCAUAUUCAAUCCUCGAUUGUAUCCAUUUAAAAUUCUUCUACAAAAUGCUUAUCCACUUGUUGAUACUGAUGUACAUUUUUUGGUUGAUCAUCCUCAUGUUGCUUAUGUACAUAUCACUAUAAAUGGAAUGAAAGUUCCUCUACUAGCAACUCGUCAACAUAAUGAUACAUUUUUACUCAAAUUUCGACCGACGAUUGCUGGCGAUUAUCUAAUUACAUUAAAAGAUUUUCUUGGACAACAUAUUUUAGGUUGUCCAGUCAAUUUUCCUGUUUAUAAUCCCAAUGGAGUUCAUCUCGAACCGUUUCAUCCAUUACAAGCAAUCAAUGAUUGCCAUUUUAUCUGUACGUUAUUGUUCACACCUAUUGAAUUUAUCACACAUACACUUAUCCUCUUGUUAGGUAAUGUUGAUAACGUUGGCCAAGGCAAAUUCUUUGUGAUGAUAUAUAAUCAAUUAAAACCGAUACAAAUUCCUUGUCAACUUCAAUCUUUGACAAAAAACCGUUGUAGAAUUUCGUUUUCACCGUCGAAAAUUGGUACCUAUCGAAUUUAUUUAGCCUAUAGAAAUAUUCCAAUAAACGGUAUGUAA
This is a messenger RNA of Rotaria socialis, 5424 nucleotides long. The record is from the annotation of a GenBank genome assembly. Lineage: Eukaryota; Metazoa; Rotifera; Eurotatoria; Philodinida; Philodinidae.